AUGUUCGCAAAUCUCCAGAUACGACCUGCACCUGCCAAGACUCGACGCCGCAAGCCUAGCUUAUCCAUCCGCGCUGGCGUCACAAAGCGCAGAGUUUCGACUGUGUCGGCAGUGAGUGCUAGCAAUGUGCCAUCGAUGAGCUUUAUGGAAGGGCUGUUCGGCGAUGAGUUCCCCGAAGCCUUUGGGAGUGGGGCUCAGAACAAGAAGACCAUCACAGACUUGCCAACAGAGCUUCUCGAAAUCGUAUGCGAACAUAUCUCUAAGCUCGACAUCAAGCGAUUGCGGCUCGCGAGCAAGCAUUUGGCGUCGAGCGUGUAUCUGCGCAUAGAUCGCAUUUAUGUCUCGCCUAAUCGAGCUAAUCUGGACUAUUUGCAUCAGAUUCAGGCCCAUCCUACAUACAGAGGUCGUGUGCGCGAGAUUGUCUGGGACGAUGCUCUGCUCAACGAGUAUUCAACCUUGAAGGAGUUUCGCGCCGCAAUUGUUGCCGACGAAAGAGAGACUACUAGGGCCAUCGAAAGCCGACUUGAGGAAGCCAUGGAGAUUUAUGGUGAUGAGAACCCUGAGUACCGGUCAUUGGAGAUGGAAGACCUACUACAAGAUGGUCGACUAACUGAGGUUGCGAAGGGAAUUCUUCUGCGAUAUGACGAUCAGUUCUCAAGAGACAUCCUUGCUAGGAAUGCCACAAUGAUGAGCAUUGAAGACAGCUAUGUGCUAUACCAGGAGCUAUAUCGUCAAGAACAGGAGCUUGUGGAACAGCAAAUCGACGCAGCGGCACUACAUCAAGCGCUAGCUGGCUUUCCAAACGUAAGGAGAGUUACCCUCACGACCGAUGUUUGGCCCGCGUGGAACAUCUUACCUCGAUACAGCACGCCCUAUCAUCGUUCGUUGCCUCUAGGUUUCCGCAAACCAGCUGUCUGGCCAUGGCUUCGACCUCGGGAGGAAUCAGAGACUAUACUGAAUCAGUGGCGCUCUCGUAAUGCCAAGCUCACCAAGGACGGAGUUCUCCUGCCAGGAGAACACAGGAGUUAUGGCGUUGUGGUUUCAGCUGUACUCACCAUGCCAAACCCACAGAUCGAGGAGUUCGUUAUCGAAUCCGAACACCAAGCGAAUUGCUAUCACCACUGCUUCCUUGUCGAAACUUCACGCAACUACCAAAUCACGAAACAAAUGUUCCAACGGACACCCCUGAAGCACCUUAAACUAAUUGUCACUCCUCCAAACGACUAUAUCAUGAAUCCAGAAAGCUUGACCAAUCUCAAGUCCUUACUGGCAGAACUACAGUAUCUCGAGCAUCUCGACCUCGGCUUCAACGACAGUAGAUCAGGCCGGACGUGGCGCUUCUUUCUGCGAUUCAAUCCCAUCCCUGAGACUAUGAGAUCGCGUCUGCGGAGUCUCACUCUGCGGAAUGUAAAGUUGUCGGAGCAAGACCUCUGCAACAUGCUUACGACAUCGCCAAACUUACAGCACGUUACAUUCUAUGAUUGUUUCCAGCGCAUGCGUCCAGGAUGUGGAUGGCCAUGGCUCUUCCGACAACUACGAGAGUAUUACAAUCGCGAAAUCAAUGUUAGCAAACCAAGUUUUACGGUUGUGGCACCACUGUCUCGCCAGGACUCACAACUUGUGGAUGAGGAAGUGGAUGCUUUUUUGUAUGGCGACGACGACGCUGAGAAUCCAUUUGUCACUCGGCCACCAAAACCAGGAGCUAACGCGAUUAAACCACACAUGGGGUGGAAGGUUUGGAAUCGCGAUGGGAGCGUUAGGGAGCGGAUGACUGAGGUGGCAGAAAGAGAGGAGAUGCAAGAGCGGGAUGAGGAAAUGUAG
Messenger RNA from Alternaria atra, 1821 nucleotides. RefSeq lists its product as uncharacterized. NCBI's taxonomy places the organism in Eukaryota, Fungi, Ascomycota, Dothideomycetes, Pleosporales, Pleosporaceae. The record is from RefSeq and is a predicted model, not a curated record. Gene Ontology annotation, molecular function: protein binding. The transcript has a single exon. Bases 1 to 1821 code for a protein of 606 amino acids.